Messenger RNA from Musa acuminata subsp. malaccensis (wild Malaysian banana), 1302 nucleotides. The record is from RefSeq and is a predicted model, not a curated record. Lineage: Eukaryota; Viridiplantae; Streptophyta; Magnoliopsida; Zingiberales; Musaceae.
GCCGCAGCAGCGUUCGUGCCACCGUUCUCGAAGCCGGCGCCAUCGAAAUGGGACGAUGCACAGAAGUGGAUUGCCAGCCCGACAACUAACCGAGGGGGAAGUAAGGCCGGCGGAGGGCAGCCGAAGAAGGGUAGUCUGGCGGGACACAUGAACCGACAUGCAGCGGCGAAGGUUGUCUUGGAUGUGGAGGAAGUAGACACCAAGAGGGUGGACGGGUGCCAAGCAAGCAAGAAAGUCGGUGAGAUUAAGAGUGUGAAUUGGCUGGCCGAGCCUUGUCCUGUUCCGGAUUCAGGGAUGAAGCUUGGAGUUGCUGUGGAGAAUUCAGUGGUUGAUUCUGCUGUCAAUCUUAGUUGGCAUGAUUCAUCAACAUCUCUUCAGAGUGCUACAUCAUUUAUGAUGCCUGCACCAACUGUUAGGUCCGUGUCCAUGAGAGAUAUGGGCACAGAAAUGACUCCUAUUGCAAGUCAAGAACCUUCUCGGACAGGAACUCCUGUGGGGGCAACUUCACCAAUUUGCAGCCCAACUUCGUCCCGGCCACCAACUCCACAAAGAACAGCUCCAGUUUCAACCCAGACUGACUCAGCUGAUUGCCAUGAGGAUUUUAACAAAAAGAAAUCGUCUGAAAAGGAACUACAAAGGGAAACUAGAAGGGAAAUACUGGUUUUAGGCCAGCAAUUGGGUAAAACGAACAUAACUGCAUGGGCCAGCAAGGAUGAGGAAAUCAAUGCAUCUAAUUCAACUAAGAAUGUCUCAAAAGACCAGCCAGCCAUAAGUGUUGUUGAAGCUCGUGCAACAGCCUGGGAAGAAGCAGAAAAGGCCAAGUAUCUUGCUAGGUUUAGACGAGAAGAAAUCAAAAUCCAAGCAUGGGAAAAUCAUCAAAAAGCAACAAUUGAAGCCGAAAUGAGGAAGAUCGAGGUUGAGGUUGAAAGAAUGAGGGCAUCUGCCCAUGAGAAGUUGAUGAACCAGCUAUCAGCUGUAAGACACAAAGCCGAGGAAAAGCGUGCCACAGCGGAAGCCAAAAGAAAUCAACAAGCUGCAAGAAUUGCUCAGCAAGCCGACUACAUUAGAAGAACUGGUCGAAUUCCUUCUUCAUUUUCUUGCUGGAGUUGGUGCUCCUAGUGCAAACUUGUUUGAAGCAAACAAUUCAAGCUUCUAUGAAUAAUUCUUUUUCUCUAGGUUCAGUGAUGUUGUAAAGCUUGGUAAUCUUCUUGCUGUGUUGUUAAAUUGAAAUCAUAACAUCAUUCUUUGUCUUUAUUUUUUAUCCUUUCAAUGCUGCAUAUUAUCCAAUAGAGGUUUAGAUCU